This is a messenger RNA of Salarias fasciatus (jewelled blenny), 1032 nucleotides long. RefSeq names its product C-x(9)-C motif containing 1 (gene cmc1). NCBI's taxonomy places the organism in Eukaryota, Metazoa, Chordata, Actinopteri, Blenniiformes, Blenniidae. Gene Ontology annotation, cellular component: mitochondrion. The coding region runs from base 128 to 451 and encodes 107 amino acids. The transcript has 4 exons. The record is from RefSeq and is a predicted model, not a curated record.
CACACUGCGGGACGCUGGGAUUUGUAGUUUUUUGGGCUGCGUGGUGACGUCAGCGGAAGUUGUUGUGCCGCUCGUCAGCGAGGUCACAUUGCUUCAGUUUUGUAAUGUUUUGAGAAACACCGCUUCAAUGGAGUCAACAAACGCAGAGGAAAUCCAGCUCAGGCAUGUGGAGAAGGAUGUUUUGAUCCCGAAGAUGAUGAGGGAGAAAGCCAAGGAGCGCUGUGCGGAAAAGGUGGAAGCCUUUAACCACUGCUGUAAAGAAUCUGGCUUCUUCAUGGUGUUUAAAUGUCGCGAGGAAAACGCCGCCCUGAAGGAAUGCCUGACAGUACAUUACAAGGAUCCCAUAUUUUUUGAAGAGUGUAAGCGGGAGUACAUCCAGGAGAAAAUGGAGUUUGAGAGGACGGGGAUUCCAACCAAGAGCAGGAAACAGAAACUGCCUACCAGCAUGUAACGAAUUGGCUCGAUUGUAAAACAUCUUUCAAAGGUGCAAAACCACAGACGAUGUCCAGAACCUGCAUCGGGUCUUCCUCACCAAGGAAACGACGAUGACAGUCUGGAUGAGUUUAUUACUCACAGCUUCAAGCCUUCCUGCGUGUUUUUAUUUUUGAUUUUUUUCCAUCAGUGGAAUGAGUGACUGAAAAUGUGGUAAUAUCUAAAACAUGCACAUUUUUAUUGUCCAGUAUGAUUUUGGGAAACUUCAAUGCAGUUGUUUUGUGCACAAUAGUCUAAUUUAAACCAGGUUUUCAUCUCUUGACUCAUAUUUCCAGUCAGGGUUCAUACCAUCAUGAUACGGUCGCUUAUUGAAAGAUCUUCUGAGUCCCGCAGCGCUCAGGCUUCGCUGAUGGACGGAUCAGUUCCUGCUGAUCCCUUCGACCUGCUUAUUGCCCAUGCAACUUUAACAGAGGUGGCAACUCCGACAUGAGAGUUAAACAGACAUGUACAAUUCCCAUGAGAUGUAAGCAAGAGAGAAAUUCUGUGAUGAUGAAGUGAUGUUGUAAAUAUUAAAUUUCUCAAAAGCAGUAAACAUUGUGU